AUAGCUAAUAGAGAAUAUGUUUGUUGCUAUAAUUUUCAAAAAAAAAAACAAAGAUUUGACUCUUUUAUGGAGUUUUUUUAAUAAAUACUAUCAUUCUUAUCUACAUGAUAAAUUUGAUAAGCAAUAAAAUAAUCGUCAAUAAUUAAAAACACUAAGUUUCACUAAUCGGCAAACUUUAUUAUUUUAUAGAAAAUAUUUAUAAUCUAAAGUUAUGUUGAUUUACAAAUAAAAUACAUUUUGUUUUCUGUAAUGAUUUAAUUUCUAUAACGUGUUAAACUUGGUCCUGGUCAAUCAAUGAAAAUGAAUACACUCUAUAGUUUUUAGUCAUUUUUCUUAUGUGAAAAUUUUAAUCAUCAUAUGUACAAUGAAUUUAAACAAUAUGCUGUUGAAGAUACUAAAACUGAUCAUCGGCAUAUAAAUGAAUUGUUUUUAUGAAAAAUAAUAUGAAAAAAAUUGAAUAUUAUUAUUUAUGUAUAGAUAUGGUGUUGAAUGUCUAUUUCGAUUUUAUACAUAUGAUCCAGAAAAACAUUUUCGUCAACAUGUAUUUGAAGAUUUCCAACAUGAAACUCUUUGUAAUCAUGAAGCUGGUCAAUUAUAUGGUUUAGAAAAAUUCUGGACAUUUUAA
Molecule: messenger RNA, 625 nt
Organism: Rotaria sordida
Lineage: Eukaryota; Metazoa; Rotifera; Eurotatoria; Philodinida; Philodinidae
Source: the annotation of a GenBank genome assembly